This is a messenger RNA of Colletotrichum navitas, 2952 nucleotides long. RefSeq lists its product as uncharacterized. The coding region runs from base 52 to 2667 and encodes 871 amino acids. Gene Ontology annotation, biological process: arachidonate metabolic process. Gene Ontology annotation, cellular component: membrane. The transcript has 3 exons. Lineage: Eukaryota; Fungi; Ascomycota; Sordariomycetes; Glomerellales; Glomerellaceae. The record is from RefSeq and is a predicted model, not a curated record.
CUUCAUGAGGACAGUUCCCUCGUAUCGAUUGAAAUCACACAGCCGCUUUCCAUGGAUUCUCAGGAAGCAUGGUCAACAGAGCCAUCUCCAGAGAGGCACGUCCCACCCGUCUUUCCCCAGACUACCGAAGCAGAUGAAAAAUGUCGGGACUGUGAGGAAAGCCCUGUGGCUUUCAGAUGCUCGCGAUGUCCCUACCCGCUUUGCCAAGAUUGCUGGCCAAGAAAGAGAUCACACAAUGAACCAGACAAGGGUCACAUACAACUUCAUCUGAACGGGUUCCCUGUGGAGGGUCCCCCUAGAACAUUUCGGCAUCUGGAACAAGCUUUUGAGUCUAAUCAGUCAGAAGAAUAUCGCGAUCAACAGCACCGCGCCAACUACGACACAGUCUGGUUCGCAAUCAUCAAAGCUGGCCAGGAGCCGCUAAGCUUCGAAUCAUAUCCGCGAUUCCAAAAUCUCAUAUCUAAACAUCGUCAAAGCCAUCCAGCAGUGAAAGAUGUCUAUCCUAGUCUGGUAUCCUUCGUGGGUAACAGUGGAGUUGGGAAGAGCACGUUGAUUCAAGCGAUUGUUAGGCAACUUUGGGUUUCCACUGCCGAAGGCAACAAUGAUACCAGCGAUCAAGUGCCUGCUCCAGUCAUCGGCGACGACAGCGCAAUCCCGACGUCUUCCGAUGUUCGGCUUUAUGGCGAUCCAAUCGGCAGCAGGGACGCGCCUCAGAACCCAAUCUUUUUUGCGGAUUGCGAAGGUUUCGGUGGCGCGAACCGAUCCGCUGCAGCCAAUGUGUUCGCACGGGACAUGGAAGCUAACCAUCAGCCGGGGGCCUCUACAGCAAGUUGGACUUCACCUUUCAUGCGGGAUACAUGGAAUAGCAUCCGUCGCAAUCUCAAGUGGUCCGUCGAUGUCAAAGGCCGCCGAGAUACUGCUCUUGAGCAUUUAUUCCCCCGGCUUCUGUGCAAUGUUUCAGAUGUCCUAGUUUACGUCAUUUCUGAAACAGAGAAGAGGCAACUUGGAGGCGUCCUUCAGAGACUCGCCGACUGGUCACAAAAGUCCGCAACAGCAGCUAUCAACAGAACGUCAUUACCAUCACUCAUUGUGGUCUUGAACCGGUCCGAUUUGACUACACCUGAUUGGACUCCCGAUAAGACGACAAAUCAACUGUUCGAUGAACAUCGAGAAACGAUAGACUCGGUCGUUGGGCAUUCCUUUUCCUCAGUCAAAUUCAUUCGCAUCCCUCAUCGGAGGGGCCUAGCACGGUUAGCCUCUCAGACCGAACUGCUCAGUGAGAUGAUCAAGGACGCAGCUGCCACAGCUCGUGAAGCUAAACAGGCCUCAAACACUUUGCUCGAGGCGGAGCAUCAGAGUGAUUUCUGUCGCAUGGCUUUCGAACAUUUUUCGCAACAUCGAGACAGGCCUUUCGAUUACAUCGAGACCGUUUUCUCUCUUAACCCAUUGCCUACCAUUCUGGCGGAGAGCUUGUCCAGCAUGCUCUUUGCUGCCACCAACUCACUAAAGGCCGAAGAACGACCAUUGAACUCCGAAGCUUUAGCUAAGAUCCUACUUGAACUUGUCACACCUGUCAUCUGUGCAGCCAUCGCCAUAGAUAUACAUCGAACUUACAAAAACGUCCCAGUCACAUUCUCCAAAGUUGUACAAGGAGAAACGUCCAACCCUGCCGAAACAGACAUGGAAGCUCGGGAAGUUUCCUACGAGAGACAAAUUGUGGAUGCAGUUAACAAGUUCCUUGAUAGGGUAUGUGACUGUAAGUAUUACAGCAAAGACGGGAAAAGCUGUGUUACCAAAGCUGCUGCCCAUGGACAAAACGGUCUCCAUCAGGAUACCAAGGGCAACGUCAUAGGAUGUGGGAUCUAUGACGCAAACGACUUCCACCUCCAGUUCAGUUCUUCGUGGUAUCGUGGGUUUCUUGAGGGUAUAGACGACCAUGACGAAAAAAGAAAAACUCUCUUGUCGGAGGGAAAGGCAGACAUGGUGCUCCCCAUGCUGCGGGAAAUACAUAACAACUCCAUUCUGCGCAUGCACGAGACGGUCAAUGACAUGAACUAUCCUGACCUACUAGGAUGUUUCUGGUGCUUGAAACAUGUGCCAACCGAGCGACUAUCGUGUGGCCAUUGGAUCUGCGAACCCUGCCUACUUGAGAUAUCUGAGCGAGAUUCUUGCGACAACCGACUAUACAUUGUUCGACAUUGCCACCGGCACUCGCGCAUCCGGGAGCUUGACCCAGCACUCGAGUACCUCCGUUUACCAUCGACCCUUGGGCGAAGACUCUUAUCCCUAGAUGAGGGCGGUGUCAGGAGCAUUGUUCAACUCGCUAUCCUCAACGAGAUUCAACAGGAACUUGGCCGGGAACUCCCCCUACAGCACUGCUUUGACCUGGUCGGAGGUACCGGCUCUGGUGGUAUUGUCGCCUUGGGGCUGGUGUCGGCCAACUGGUGCGUCUCCGAGGCCGAGGAGAAGAUUCGAGAACUGAUGGCCAACACCUUUUCUGAAAAGAAUGAUCCGAGCUUUUUUAGCUUGAAAAACCAGCCGACAUGCCGGUCUGAGAGUCUGGCAAAAAAUAUCCGGACAGCCUUUGGAUCUAUUGGAAAUUUGCAGCUGGCAUCGAUCGUGAGUAUAGCACCAGUCCUUCAAUCAUAUCAUGCACAAUUUUAUUGAUCAUUGACAACUUGUGGUCCAUACAAAAGUUCUCUGGAAAAAACUCAGCUCGAUUAUUUGUGACAACCUGGGUGGCUGUCCAAGGCGGCGAAUUGGUUGCCAACUAAUACAACAGACGACGGCAGGAUACUGUCACAAAGGAGAAUCACUCUGAACCGGCGGCUUAUGCCCAUUCCUGUACUUUGACCGUUGCAGCAGCAGCCAAUGCAACAUUUUCUUUCCCAAGGUUCUUUGAUCCAGUCCAAAGCGCAGAUGGCAAAGUAUACUCCGGCGGCGGCAGUAAAU